AUGUUUAGAAUAAUAACUUCGUUUUUAGUUUUAACAUAAGUUACAACCUAAUAAGUUGUAUUACAUUCUAGCUCUUUCACAGAUAAAAAAUUUACUAGCUUAGAAGGUUUCUACCUACAUUAUAAUAGACUGGACUAUAUAUCCUGAGAAUCCACUAAAGAUUGGAUAUGGCUCAGUAUCAAUUGAUGAUGAAGAUUAUGCUGGUUUAAGAUCAGUAGUAGGUAGAAGAGUCAGAUUAGGUGGAUUGGAUGCAAUAUUUAAGACUUUUGAUAAUAUUCAGCCUCAUUCUUCCUUAAUUAUUAAAGGAAAAAUAUUGAUGUUUUAUCAUUGUUUGAACUUAGGUUUAAUUUUGGUUAAGGAGGGACAGCUGUAGCAGAAAUCAAAGCUGAUGGAGCAUCGAUUUUAUUAAUAGAUGGAACAUUUAUUUAGACUGACAUCUAAAAGUAAUUUAGUUUUGAAGCAAACUUUUAACAUUCAACAUCUUCCGUUUUAAUUACAUUUAAUACUUAUGCAAAUAGAGAUUUUGAAGUUAAAUAUAUUAAUUAGACUAUUAGAGAUUGACUAUUGGAUUUCGAGAAUUUGAAUUAUAUUACCGAAAAUGUCCGGAGGGUUGUGCAUACUGUUAGAUUUAAGAUAAAAGUCCAAGUGAUUGCAAUUUUUGGAUUAUGGAUCAUAGUUCUUUAUCUGAUAAUAAUUAAUUAAAUGAUGGUUGGUCAAUUAAUUCAAAUUAAUAUUCUAUGGAUUAUUGCUAAAGUUUUUAUUUAAUUAUUCAAUUUAGAUGAUAAGAAAUUAAAUCUAUUUGGAUUUGCAAAAUCAAAGGAAUCAAUAGAAAAAACUUUUUUUCUUUAACCUCAUUAUAAAAUAUUAAUUUAAUUUAAACAUAUAUUAUUAGGAGCAGAUUUUAGUGCACUUACCUUCUGGAAUUUAGAAUUAGAUGGUACAAUUGUAAUGGAAAUAACUUAUCUCACAUAUUUAUUGAAUACAUAGAUAUGUUCAUUUCAUAAUCCAGCAAGUUAUGGUGAUAAUAUAAGAGAAAUUAAAUAUUCUAGAUCCCAUUAAAAUACAACUAUGAAAAUUAGACUUUUUGCAGCAGGAACUUCUACAUUAAAAGUAUCAAGAUGGUCUAUUAGAAAUUUUAAUAUUUUUAUUUAAAAAUGUCAUCCUGAUUGUGAAGAAUCCUGUAAUGGACCUAAAAAUACUUAAUGUUCGAAAGUUCAAUAUUAAAAAUACAAUGAAUUUAUAAAUUAUUUUACUGAACCAUUAUUUACUGAUAUAAUUAAAUGGUAAAUAAUAAAUCCAAUUAUGCCAAAAACACCUAAUAUAUGUGGUGGAAUAUCAUUAUUUGGCGGAUAUUUAUAAUUAGAUGGAAAACAUUAUAUUUAGAGAUUAGUAGCAUUAAAUGUUCACAAAACACUUUAAAUAUAAUUUAAAUUUUAUUAAAUUGACAUUUUUAACAAUGAUAUUUUAUAUGUUGUUGUUGAUGAUCAAAUAAUCUAUUAAACAACUUUAGAACCUGUCUUUGAUAAAUCUAAAGCUAAUCCUAUGUGUGGUAUAUUUGAUGAUUUUGAAAUUGUACUUAAAAUCUCCACUCCAGUAUUCUAACAUACAAAGAAAUAAUCUAUAAUCUAAAUCUAUACUAAUUAACCUAUUUCAUCAUCAGGUUAUUGGGGAAUUAGAGAUUUUAUAUUACUAUAAGAUUCUAAGACUUUUAUAUCUGAAUUUAGAGAAGCAAGAUUUUAGAUAUCAGAUUGGUUAAAUUUUUAAUGGAAAAUCACUGAAAAACUAUCCUUAAUUGGAACCUGUAAAAAUCUUAAUUAUAUUGGUGGAGAUAAUGGUUUAAGUUAAAAUUCAAAACUAAGAAAUUUAAUAGAAAAUUUACCUCUUCAUUCAAAAAUUAGGAUCUAAUUUACCUUAAUUAUUAAAUACACAACUAUAACCAAUGAUUUCAUUUAAUUUAUUUAUUCUGUAGACGAUAAUCCAUUAUAUACCAAAAAGAAUAUUAAAUUAAUAGCUGAUUAAUAUUGUGAAACUAGUUUACAAAAUAGUAAAGCCUUUACUUUUGAUGAAGUUUUUAGUCACAAUGAUAACAGUCUACUAUUGUUUAUGUGGAUGGAAAAUCUAACUAAUGAUAGUUUUUGGGGUAUAAGAGACUUUUAUCUUUCAUAUUCUGAAUUAUGA
Messenger RNA from Paramecium sonneborni, 2178 nucleotides. NCBI's taxonomy places the organism in Eukaryota, Ciliophora, Oligohymenophorea, Peniculida, Parameciidae. The record is from the annotation of a GenBank genome assembly.